AUGAAAGGCAUCCACUCACUUGUUGGACUUCUACUCCUCACCAUCGUUCAAAGCAGCUGGGAGGUCCCAUUACAUGAAGACAACACCAGCACUGAAACAGAAACCACAUUACUCAAAGAAAGCGAGGACUUCCCCUAUGUGAAAAGACAUUCAGAGGGGACCUUCUCAAAUGACUACAGCAAAUACCUGGAGACAAGAAGGGCACAGGACUUUGUGCAGUGGUUGAUGAACUCAAAGAGAAGUGGAGGCCCUGCAAAACGUCACGCUGAUGGAACUUACACAAGCGAUAUCAGCUCGUACCUGCAGGACAAGGCUGCCCAAGACUUUGUCUCCUGGCUGAAAUCUGGACAACAGAAACGAGAACCUACGGCGGACAUAUGGGAAAGCACAAUGCAGAGGAGACACGUAGAUGGCAGUUUCACCAGUGAUGUGAACAAAGUUCUAGACAGCAUGGCAGCAAAGGAGUAUUUACUGUGGGUUAUGAACUCACAACCAUCAGGAGCAAGGUGGUGUGACUUCGGCCUUAUGGACAGUGGAGAGGGCAUCACUGACUGA
Molecule: messenger RNA, 555 nt
Organism: Chanos chanos (milkfish)
Lineage: Eukaryota; Metazoa; Chordata; Actinopteri; Gonorynchiformes; Chanidae
Product: glucagon-like
Exons: 5
Coding region: 1-555 (184 amino acids)
Biological process (GO): response to starvation
Cellular component (GO): extracellular region
Molecular function (GO): hormone activity; glucagon receptor binding
Source: RefSeq, a predicted model, not a curated record